AAGAUCCAUGGCACUCCCACCGCCAACAGCACAGUCUUUCCUUCUCCUGAAGGUUGCUGCUCUCCACAAGAGCGACGACUAGACUAUCCAAUCGUACCGUAUUGUAACCCAUUGCUUAUUACGGUACCUCUUGAUUCGACCACCCCACCCCACUCCAUUCCUAUAACACGCUAACUAGCUAAGUAGCUAGCUAUACUAUCUAUUCGUGUAAUAGUAUGCACGGCCGCAAACGCACCGAGUACAAGCAUCGAUUUGCGGAUCCGCAAGUGGCGGCGGGUCUGGCACAAAAGGCGCAGCAAUGGUACGCACUGAGCGACAAGGCGCUUUCCCUUCGUGAAAAUGACGACGCCAGCAUGACACUGCCCUUGUUGGACAAGAUGCUCCGCGUCAAUCCCGAUCCCUUGCAUUUGUGGAAUAUUCGGCGCAGUCAAUUAUUGUUGCAAUCUGAUAGCAAUUGGCUCUCGACGGAACUGGCAUUGACGGCGGCCGGUUUGGAACGGAAUCCCAAAGCGUACGGGGCGUGGUUUCAUCGCAAGUGGGUCUUACAGCGACAAUCCAUUACUACUCAAGUGUCUACUAUGGAGUCGUUGCUGCAACAAGAAUUGGCAUUGACGGAUCUCUUUCUCCAACGAGACGAACGCAACUUUCAUUGUUGGAAUUUUCGACGCUUUUUAGUAGGACUCGAGUUGCAGCUCUAUGGCGGCACUACGGAUCAAGACACUACUACGUUGGGAGAUGGAUCCUGGUGGAUGACGACGACAACAACAGAGCAGGUCAUUGGUCCACAAAUUACGGCGGCAUCCAAGACGACUACGACAAUCGACUCGAACAACACUACCAAAAUCCAUUCCAUUCUCCAACGCGAAUGGGAUUUUACCCAAGGCAAAAUUGUGUCCAAUUUUUCCAAUUUUUCCGCCUUUCAUUAUCGCUCCAAACUAUUGUUGCUCUCUUCGUUUGGUGACGGAAAUGGUUGGUCCCCCAAAUUGGCAUCCACCAGUACCCAGUCCGUCCAAGCCAUGGCCGAGCAAGAAUGGUCCUUGAUGGAGAAUAUCAUGUUUACCGAACCCGAUGAUCAGACCAUUUGGUGGUAUCAUCGAUUCCUCCUUGAUUUUGUCGUAACACAACAACAACAAUCAGCAGCAGACUGGUACGUUCCGUGGUUGGCACGACAAGCCGAGACGUUGCAAGUAUUGGUCGAAGAAGACGAUUCCGAACGUGGCUGUAAAUGGGGUCUCCUGGGAUGGCAUUUGGUACUCUCGCGACUUGUUGCCAGUAGUGAGGAAAACAAGGAAGAACGCCACCAACAAAUGGAGACCGUCCUCGAUCGCCUCAUUGAGGUUGAUCCGGAUCGGACCCAACGGUACCAGAUUAUGAAGAAACAAAAGCAACAAAAACCACAACCAUAGUUAUAGUUUGAUGGUAAAAGGAAAACUGCUUGGUUUUGUUAAACUUUUUAAAAACUAAUCACAAGAUUGAUGAUUC
This is a messenger RNA of Seminavis robusta, 1482 nucleotides long. The record is from the annotation of a GenBank genome assembly. NCBI's taxonomy places the organism in Eukaryota, Bacillariophyta, Bacillariophyceae, Naviculales, Naviculaceae.